AGAAAAAUGCUUCCUCUCCUCUAAUUCUUCAACAUUCCUCAAACGGGCGUUUCUUUCCCCCCCCUUGCAAAAGUCUGCUUGAAUGACAGAUUUGACACCUCAAGGCCAAUAAGCCCAACGCCACCGGCUCGAUUCUUCCUCCGGGUGGGAUCGACAAUUCUCUCGGACGUCAUUCCAUCCGAGCUCUUGUGACGGUGAUCUGAUCCCGAUCGUCGGAUUUCCUUUCCCUCCCUCCUCUUUCUUCCCCACGGCGAUGGUGUCCUCUUGAUUUUUUUUAUUUUCAUACCAGAACCUACAUUCCGUCUUGUACCCAGCAGUGUGUUUAAUUGGACUCAAAAGAGAGACAUAGAGAGGAAGAAUGGACCUAACCCCCAACGACCCCCCGCUCCCACCGCCGCCCCGUCGCAUCCACCACCGCGCCUCUCCAGCCCGUCGCAUCGCCGGCGCAGCAACAGCAACAGCAACAGCACACCACCUCAACCACCACCAUCAAUACAACCGCCUCACCGUUCGCUCGCGCGGUGACGACCGCUCCAGCCAACCGUCCAGCGAUCCCGCGUUUUUCUCUAGCGACGACGUCCCCGGUUCCGGCGGGUUGGAGAAUUAUACCUAUGCCAACAAGUCAGACACAGCGGCUGGCGCCACCGCGAAUCACUAUGCGCCAGCUCAAGGGUCAGGGAGCUUGGUGGGCAGUCGGAAGCGGCGGUACCGCGGGACGUGGUGGGGGGAGAAGAUGCUGUCUUCCGGUGGGCAUCAGUCGCCACAGCAGGAAGGACCGAAGCGCAACAAGCGGGUGGAUUUCAAGGAGAAGAGGCUGGUGGAUAGUGGGGUGUGGAUGGGGAGUGAUGAUUCUGGGGUCUUGGCAUCGGAUGCGUCGUGGGGGGAGGAGCUUUGGGGUCAGUUUGUUGGGCAGGGGGAUGAUGCUGGGAAGUUGGAGUCGAGGAAGGAGGUCUCUGGGAUAGGUCCGGGUGGUUUGGUGCAGGAUGAAGGGGAUGACGGACUGGACAAUGAGGAGCAGCAGCGGCAGCGGCAGCGAUGGGGGACACAGUCUUGCGGCUCGGGGGUCCGGGGCUUUCAGAGUCAACGGGGUGGUGGUGUGGGAGGAAGUGGCACCCUGGGGCUAAGCGGCUUGAGGCGGGGCGUUGAGGAAGAGCCCAGGGAGCAUCAGAUCGCGCGGGCGAUCGUCAACGAUUGCUUGGAGAGGGGGGACGAUAGCGUGGACUUGAGUGGUGGCAAUCUCCGCAGUAUACCUUCCGGACUGCUGCGUCCGCUGCAGCAUCUGACCAAGUUACCUGCCAUCAAGGAACCACCCAUCACGGAAGAUGUCUAUACCUCCCUGGAGCCGUUCCUGCGCUUGUUUCUGGCGGGAAACUCCCUGCCCAAGCUGUCUGGCGAAUUGUUCGAGCUGGACUCGCUGCGCGUCUUGAGCUUGCGCAACAACAAGUUGACAGAGGUCCCGCCCGCGAUUCGGAGAUUGACCCUGUUGCAAGAGGUCAACCUAUCUGUGAACCGGCUGCGGAGUCUGCCGUGGGAGCUGCUGUGGUUGAUUCGCAAGGGCGACCUCAAGCAUCUAACCGUGCGGCCGAACCCGUUGCUGCAGAUCGAAGAACAAGAGCUUCUGGAGUGGCACGUCCCCCAGAACGAAUUACGGUCGUGUGUCUACGAGGGACCCGCGGUGCCUGAGGAAGCUUGGGCCCCCGUGCAUGUCGCCACGGGGCCUGUGCUGCGAUACAAUGCAGAGGGCAUGCUGCUGGCCGAGCGAGAGGUCAGCAGCAGCUCGUCGACGGUAAUGGAUAUCGACACAAACGCAAAUGCAGGCACAUGCACAAAGAUCGUACCCGCCCCAGCGCCCUUGGCCGCAUCGCGUGUCCCGUCCCUGCGUGAAGUCGCCCUCCUCUCACUUACCCGGUCCCCGUCAUUCGAUCUACUUCCCGACUCCGAGCUGGCGGGCUACCCGGCCAUGAUGCUGCGGCUGCUGCGGGAUGCAAGGGAGGUGCGCAGCAGCGGCGGUCGGAGCUGCUCGGUGUGUCAUCGCAGUUUCGUCAUCGCGCGCACAGAGUGGAUCGAAUGGUGGGAUUGCAGCACGUAUGAGAAUGGAUUGAAGGGCCCGCGCCCGUCCGGGGAGAGUCUGCGUCCGCUGCCUUUCCGGAGACUAGGAUGUAGUUGGGGCUGUGUGCCGGGCGCCGAGGUUUAGUCGUGUUGAUUUGUGUAUAUACGAGCUCAGCCCUUUUCUUGUCUGGUUGGGUAGGGUGGAGAGAUGUAUGUGGGUGUAUUUGUCUUUUGUGUUGUUUAUGGCAUGGCAUAUAUAGAUCAUCAGCCGUCGAUUUUCUGGGUCUGGAUGAGCGUGUCUGACCGGGUUGUUUGAGCAUAGUUCUGCCGUUUUCUUUCAUCAUGUUUAAGUUGUUUUCAACAUACGGCGCAGUAAUCAAUGCUGGAGUCU
Aspergillus saccharolyticus JOP 1030-1 is the source of this 2440-nucleotide messenger RNA. Its product is annotated as leucine-rich repeat domain-containing protein. Bases 359 to 2194 code for a protein of 611 amino acids. The transcript has 2 exons. Gene Ontology annotation, molecular function: voltage-gated potassium channel activity; transmembrane transporter binding; potassium channel activator activity. Gene Ontology annotation, cellular component: voltage-gated potassium channel complex. Lineage: Eukaryota; Fungi; Ascomycota; Eurotiomycetes; Eurotiales; Aspergillaceae. The record is from RefSeq and is a predicted model, not a curated record.